This is a messenger RNA of Dichomitus squalens LYAD-421 SS1, 749 nucleotides long. RefSeq names its product NADH-ubiquinone oxidoreductase Complex1 subunit. Gene Ontology annotation, biological process: response to oxidative stress. The transcript is spliced from 3 exons. The coding region runs from base 23 to 436 and encodes 137 amino acids. The record is from RefSeq and is a predicted model, not a curated record. Lineage: Eukaryota; Fungi; Basidiomycota; Agaricomycetes; Polyporales; Polyporaceae.
UCCACACCCGGCUUCCCUGAGGAUGACCACCAUCCCAUCCAGACUUGCUCGUGCCGCCCACAUCUCCUCGAGCCCCCAGGAGGCCCGCAGCCGCGUUCUCAAGCUCUACCGCGACUGGUACCGCGGUGCACCCGAAAUCGUCACGCUAUAUGCCCUCAAUGUCUCGCCCGCGUACGUCCGGCACUGCAUCCGCCAACACUUUGAGCAGAACCGCUAUAUCACCGAUACCCGCGUCAUCAACGUCCUCGUCCAGAAAGGUCAGCAGGAAUUUCAGGAGACCAUGAACUGCUGGAAGCAGCUCGACCACAUCAUGGGCAUCUUGCUCCAACCUAGAAGUCGGCCUCCACGCACCUUCCUCCAGAAGUUCUACGAAGGAAGGGACGAGGACGCUGUACUGCCUGCUGCUACGGGCAUCCUCAAUCCCAAGACUGUAUGAUACGAAGCCUAGAAUGCGCAUGGAUGUCGCCUUGGUUGAUCUGCCUCAGACAUUCGCUUUGCCAUGGCACAUCUUGAGCUCUAGCUUCAGCAUAGCUCGACUGCACUAUGUGGAUAGGUGAGCGCCGCAACGGCGUAUACUACAGAACAAAAUCCCUAUGUUACACGGCCUAUGUCCUCCCUCAUGGCUAGCAAGUGGCAUGUUCCUGGGGCCCGAAAACAACACGUCGGAGCAGUCAAGACAGGAAGUCUAUCGGAUCCCGGUCGCUGUCUUCGUCGUUGUCUGGGGGCGGCUGGAACAUUGACAACCGUGG